AGGUGACACAAUAUGUUAAUGUAUUCUAAGCGGGCAGGGGUGGAGUAGCCAAGUGAGUAUGAAAAGCUUGUAAACGCCACAGAAACUGGUUUCAGUCUAACCAUCAGCGACAGCCUCGACAAGACAGCAGUUUACACCCACCCAAAGACAGAAUGAGUGCUGACGGAACUGGAGACCCACCUCCGUAUGUCAUACCAGUAGACGGUGCCAAGGGCUCCAACAUAAAGGUCUACCAUGUGCACACUCCAUUCACCCCACAAAGCUCCACUAUUGGAGGAGAUUCUCGAAUCCAGACGGAGUCAGCCAGACCUGUUCAAUCAACGGAGGCCAAAAACAAAUUCGUCAGCUACGAUUCAUAUGAGUUGGGUCGCAAUCCAGGAAUGGCCACCUGUACAAGCUGCCAACAGCAGGUCUUAACCAAUGUCACCUACAAAGUGGGAGUUUACGCCUGGUUGAUGUGCUUACUCUUCAUCCUGUGCGGGUUUGUUUUAUGCUGCUGUCUGAUUCCGUUCUUCAUGAAGUUUUUCAAAGACGUCUAUCACACAUGCCCGAAAUGCAAUAAGAUCCUGCACAUUGAAAAGAAGCGAUGCUGCUAACCCCGUCCCCUUCCCUUUCCUUCCCAUCCCCAAUUUUAACACCACUCAUGGAUUUGUGUGGCACGUUACACUACAUGAAGGACUGGAGGACACUUUCAGGCCAACACAGAUGUCAUCUAAUACAAACUUGCUUGUAUAAACUAAAGCUUUGCAAUCUCUGAGAAACUUUUUGUGUUCAUCUGGCUUUAUAGUCUUUAUUAUAACAUUAUAUUACAUAAUUACAUUAUCAAAUGAAUAUGAAUAAUCAUUGUUUUGAUUGUAUAUCUAUAAAGGACUCAGGGUUAAGGGUUCAGAGGGUUGAGGAGUUUGUGGAACCAAAAAUUAGAUUUUUACAUCACAAUGUAAAUGUCAGUAUAGUUUUAGCAUCAACUGCACCAUUUAAAAUAGUAGUUCUCAACCAAAGAGCCUCAGCAAACUUCAAAGGCGGUUCAAGAUGAAUUAUAUAAAUUAAGACAAUACAGUCACUAAAACAAGUUAAAAACACUAAAAAGCAAGAUGUAUCUUAGAUAUUUCUUUAAACUAAUAGUAUAAAAAGUAAUAGAUUUAAAAUGCAUUUAUUUCAUACCAAGUACAAUACAAUGCACAUUUCAUAAUAUUAAUCCUAGAAUGUUUUAAUUGUCACUAUUGAUGAGGAUUGUAUGAUCUUUAAAUGCAAAAUAUUUAAAGUGUAACUAAAGUAUACUUGCAAUAGUUCCACUUUAGCACAAUCAAAUAUACUUAAGUAUAUCUUUAGUUGGACUUCAGCAAUACUUCCACACAAUUAAAGUACAAAAUUAGUUGUUCCAGUAUAGCAGACUUUAAAUAUACCUGUUUAGUAUACUAAAAUUACAAUUGCAGGGCAUUUUUAUUAAGUACAUAACAUGUGAAUGUAUUUGUAAUAUAUUUAGCAUGAAAUAAAUGCAUUUUAAAUACAUUUUAGUAUUUAUUUUUCACUAGGGCACUCGUAGAAAUAAACGUUUUUGGCUUUUAUGGUUUCAUUAAGAACUUUUAACAACCAUGUAUACUCUGCAUUGGACAAAAGGCUCUUUAGAUUAUUAAAACAAAAAAAUGAAAGUGUUAAAAUGACAGGUUAUUUGGGGAACCAGAAAAUGGUUCUUCCAUGGCAUUGCCGUACACAGUUAAUAUUAAAUAGUUAUGUAAAUGAAUAAAACAUAGUCUACUUAUAAAGAAUAGAUUUUUUUUCCCCUAGUUAUGUCAAGCGUAUAUUUUAUCAGGUAUCCAGUAUAUAUAACAAACAACUGAAAAACCCAUGGGGUCUUUGAGUGUUGUUUUCGAAUUCCUAUAGCUGCCCAGGCUGACUUGUUAUUUUUUAGCAAUAUUUCACUUCUGUAAAAAGUCUCAAUGUUUAGGAUAAUGUUCAAUGUCAUAUGUGCAUCUGAAUGGAACUGUCUUAACAAUAAAACUGAAACAAUAUCUGUGCAAUAUCAUAAUGAGAACUCAUGCAUGUGUUGUUGAUACACACUGAAAUGACUUUCGCACAGCACGACGUGACACGAGUCUUGAAUCACAAUUCUCCAAGGGCCAUGGCUGUAGCUUUUAUAGAAAAUUUUAUUCAACAUACAUUUUCCAGCAAAAAGGCAAUAUACAGGAAGAGUUGUCGUACACUGCUGCUACACGGAGGAAUUAGACUGGAGAGAAAAAAAAUAAAUCAAAAAAAGAAAGAUGUGAUCUGCAGGUCGUCUUUGUACUGCACUUAAA
Messenger RNA from Labeo rohita (rohu), 2294 nucleotides. It is a transcript of the gene litafd, whose product is annotated as Lipopolysaccharide-induced tumor necrosis factor-alpha factor homolog-like. The record is from RefSeq and is a predicted model, not a curated record. Gene Ontology annotation, molecular function: zinc ion binding. The coding region runs from base 153 to 596 and encodes 147 amino acids. NCBI's taxonomy places the organism in Eukaryota, Metazoa, Chordata, Actinopteri, Cypriniformes, Cyprinidae. The transcript is spliced from 5 exons.